Drosophila ficusphila is the source of this 715-nucleotide messenger RNA. RefSeq names its product osteocalcin 2. The record is from RefSeq and is a predicted model, not a curated record. NCBI's taxonomy places the organism in Eukaryota, Metazoa, Arthropoda, Insecta, Diptera, Drosophilidae. The transcript has a single exon. The coding region runs from base 157 to 549 and encodes 130 amino acids.
CACCUCUUGAAGCGUGGUGUCUCCAAAAAAUGGAUUUCUUCAAACGUAUGUUUUGUGUCCAUUGUUAGGCCUCAAUGACGCAGGGAGACCCUGGUAUAAAUAGGGUAGCACGGGCUGCAAAACGCCAUCCAGUCUUUUGCAGAACUUUGAGUCGAAAUGAAGCUUCACUGGCUGCUUUUGGCAGUCGUCCUGAUCUGCACCCUGAGCUACUGCAGCAGUGCUACUGCUACUGGCACUAGCUCCUCGACGGAGUCCUCCACCUCCACCGAGUCCUCCACCAGCGCGACUGCGGACGACUCUAGCUCGACCACCACCACCACCGCCGCGACCUCAUCCUCCUCCUCGGACACCACCGAAGCCAGCAGCGCCAGCAGCGACUCGGCCACCUCCUCGUCCUCGUCCUCCAGCACCAAGACCUCCUCGAGCUCCAAGAAAAGCAAGGCCGCCCGCAGGAAGGCUGCCGCGCGCAGGAGAAGGAGGGCCGCUGCCAGGAGGAGGAGGAGGGCUGCCGCCCGGAGGAGGGCCAACCGCAGGCGCAAUAGGGGGUAAACUGGAUGCCGCACGGACCACACCCUUGAAUCCAGCCCAAACAGGACAGGACUUUUUUUUCGGAACUCUCCAUUUUGAUCUUCCGAUCAGACAAAUAAAUAUAUUCCCGGCUAUGGUAUAAAAUUGCAAAAUAAUUCCAUGUGAUUUUGGGGAGGGAGACACCAGA